Messenger RNA from Hirsutella rhossiliensis, 786 nucleotides. RefSeq names its product der1-like family domain-containing protein. Lineage: Eukaryota; Fungi; Ascomycota; Sordariomycetes; Hypocreales; Ophiocordycipitaceae. Gene Ontology annotation, cellular component: Hrd1p ubiquitin ligase ERAD-L complex; endoplasmic reticulum membrane. Bases 1 to 786 code for a protein of 261 amino acids. Gene Ontology annotation, biological process: endoplasmic reticulum unfolded protein response. Gene Ontology annotation, molecular function: ubiquitin-specific protease binding; misfolded protein binding. The transcript is spliced from 3 exons. The record is from RefSeq and is a predicted model, not a curated record.
AUGGCGGACCUAUCGCUCGAGAGUUACUGGCAGCUGCCACCGUUGUCCAGGACUGUCGCGACGGCCGCCUUUGUCCUGUCUGUUGGCGUCCAUGUCGGGCUGCUUCCGGGCUGGUGGUUCGUCUUCUACCCGCGCUUCCUGUGGAUGAUUCCGCCCCAGAUAUGGCGCUUCGGCACGGCGUUUCUGCUCACAGGACCCGCGCUGGGCCUGCUGUUUGACACAUACUUCCUCUACUCGUACUUGAGCCAGCUCGAGGUUGGCAAUCCUCGAUUUUCCCGGCGGGAGGACCUGGCCUGGUACCUCAUAUUCGUCGGCGGAACAAUCAUGACCAUCAACUACUUCACCAACUUCGGCUUCGUCACCUUCCUCCAGGCACUGAUCCUCGCCAUGUGCUAUACCGUGACCCAGGACCAGCGGGGAGGCAAAGUCAGCUACAUGUUCAUCAGCAUCCCCGCACAGCUGACUCCCUACGCCAUGAUCCUCUUCAACCUGCUCUUCCCCGGCGGUGUCAUGAACAUGAUUCUGCAGAUCCAGGGCUUACUCGCCGCCCACUUGUACGAGUUUCUCACGCGAGUCUGGCCCGAGUACGGCGGGGGCAGGAACCUCAUCCCCACGCCCGCCUUCUUGACCACGGUGCUGCGGGCUGCCGGGACGAUGCAGACAAGCGUGGCGGCAGCGGCUGGCAUUCAGACAGCAGACCACGCAUCCGGGCAAGGCACCGGUGCCUCGAGAGGGCCUCUGCCAGACUCUUGGCGCACUAGAGGCCCUGGGCGUCGUCUGGGUUGA